GACACUGACACCCGGAGCCUCCGCCGCCUCAUCUAUAGCGCGCGCCGCCCGAAGCAUCGCUACGCACCACGUCCGUAGUACUGCUCUUCUGAGCCCCUCCGGUUCCCAGGGCUAGCUCUGACCAUCCACUCAAGUGAAUCUCCGGUGAUCGAGAGUUUUUUUGUCGCACGAUAACAUGUCCAACAAACACAUGAAACCAACGGGCUUUGAGGAUAUAACCAGUGACAGGAUCAGCAGCCUCCCUGAUGAAAUUCUCCACCAUAUCAUGUCUUUCAUGACUGCACGAGAAGCGGUGCAGACAUGCGUCUUGUCAACAAGGUGGCGCUACAUUUGGCUCUGUUUGCGGUGCCUUAAUACUGAGAUAUGCCAAUUCACCAGCAAGAAGAUAUUCGUGAGGUUCAUGGACAACAUACUACUGCGCCGUGGUUUCGUGCCUCUUUACAGCUUUAGCCUCAUCGGCUGGAGAGAUGAUGUUUCCCUCAACCAUCCCAGAACUAACUUGUGGGUCUGCCACGCCAUUCGGAGCAAUGUUCGUGUGCUUCAGAUUUUUGAAUAUCAUGGGUUAUUUGAUCUCGACCACUCUUUCUUCAUUUCUUCGCAUCUGAAAAUACUCAAUCUUCGUUGUGUUUCCACCACUGCCCUCUUCAUUGAGAAGCUCUUUUCUGGCUGUCCAGUGUUGGAAGAAUUAUCGAUGGUAGAUUGCCGUGUUUUCGCCACCAAAUUCUCCUCUAGCACCCUGAAGAAACUAACAUUUAUCUCACAUACCCCCCAUGGUGAAGAUUGUGUUCAUGAUGAUUUUGAAGACCUUGUGAUAGAUACACCUAGUCUUGUUUCACUGCAUCUGGAGGACCUUCCGUUGUUAAAUCCUUGCCUUGUGAAUGUCUCAUCUGUUGUAAAUGCUUCAUUUCGCCUGGAUGAAGAGUCUUUCGCAAGUUCUGCCGUGAACUGCAACAUUAUCAGUGCUCUGUCAAAUGUUACGAAGUUGAAGUUAUAUUUUGGGCUUCACAAUGACAUGGUAAGCAAGGUACUAAAAAGAGAUCUCUGGAGGUGCCAGACAUUCAACAACCUGAAAACCUUGUUUCUCGGUGGCUGGUGCGUAGGCAAGGAUGUAUUCUUUCAUAUCACAUUGGAUUUUUUUGCUUGUCCUUAA
Lolium rigidum is the source of this 1150-nucleotide messenger RNA. Its product is annotated as F-box protein At4g22280-like. The coding region runs from base 176 to 1150 and encodes 324 amino acids. The transcript has 4 exons. The record is from RefSeq and is a predicted model, not a curated record. Lineage: Eukaryota; Viridiplantae; Streptophyta; Magnoliopsida; Poales; Poaceae. Gene Ontology annotation, molecular function: protein binding.